This is a messenger RNA of Babjeviella inositovora NRRL Y-12698, 924 nucleotides long. RefSeq lists its product as uncharacterized. The record is from RefSeq and is a predicted model, not a curated record. The transcript has a single exon. The coding region runs from base 1 to 924 and encodes 307 amino acids. NCBI's taxonomy places the organism in Eukaryota, Fungi, Ascomycota, Pichiomycetes, Serinales.
AUGUCGCUUAUUAGCUUCUCUGACCAGGAAAAUAAUACGGCUUCUCAGCCGAAGAAGCUCACAUUCAAGACACCCUUGAAAUCACACCACUUGGAUAACAACAGGCGGCAGAAGCAGCUAUCACAGAAAAAGCUCCAGCUUUCGAACCAGGAGAACAGGUCGAGAGUGCCGUUGGGUGGAAAAGAUGGAAAUACACAGCAGGCCUUGUUUCCUUCUAGGUCCAGUCCCAGCGAAUCAUCGAGCUUGCUCCUCAACCUCGAGAAAAGCUCAAACAGUUUGGCUAAGAAGAUUUUCGUGCAGAAGGACCAGGACAGCGCCAUAAAGGGAUCUUCGACACAGCGGCGCCGACUCAAGUACCAGACGCCGCUCAAAGGCACGAACAAGAACCUUCUCUCAGAGUUUGACGAUGUCAUCUCGCUUUCGCCGGUCAAAAAGCAAGCCACGCGUCUGAACACGCUGUAUUCGCGAAACCUAUUAUCUCUGCUUAUGGACACUGAGGAGGUACAGCUGAGGGUAUAUACAGAUGAAAUUGAGAUCGUGCCCACCGCCAGAGAGGAGGCACUCCCGUAUGUGCCCGUGGAUGCCUUUACGAUUGACGACUUGGACAUAGCGGCGAUCAAGCUGAAUGGGAUACGCACCAGUUCCAUGUCAACGGUUGAUCGUGAGUGGGAGUUUCCUGAAACCGGCAUGCCGAGCUCCGAAUAUACCGUGGAUUUUGAGGGACUCUCAUCAUAUUCGUCGCCCAUCGGCAGUCCGGUGUUGGUCGCCUAUGAGCAUGCAAUCACGCCACAUAAAUCCAGGACUCUGGGGGGCGAUAUAACUCCCGUAAUCAGCCAGGUAUUGUCAGAUGACGAGUUUUGUAUUGAAAAUGCGCCACUACAGGAAAUCGCUGCCGAAGAGUUGGACUUACUUCUUGAUUUUUAA